Messenger RNA from Paramecium sonneborni, 150 nucleotides. The record is from the annotation of a GenBank genome assembly. Lineage: Eukaryota; Ciliophora; Oligohymenophorea; Peniculida; Parameciidae.
AUGCUUAUUUUGAUGAUCAUGGAUCGACCAGAUUCGACCAGAUUCUAAAAAAAUGAAUUAAAAGCUUUAAUAGAAUUGCAUGAAAUUUAAAAAUAUGCUACAAGAGAUGGUCGUGGUACUUAGGAUUCACUCAAGUAGAAUCUAAUAUGA